Lepisosteus oculatus (spotted gar) is the source of this 3086-nucleotide messenger RNA. It is a transcript of the gene tada2a, whose product is annotated as transcriptional adaptor 2A. Gene Ontology annotation, cellular component: SAGA-type complex; nucleus. Gene Ontology annotation, biological process: chromatin remodeling; regulation of transcription by RNA polymerase II. Gene Ontology annotation, molecular function: protein binding; chromatin binding; zinc ion binding. The record is from RefSeq and is a predicted model, not a curated record. NCBI's taxonomy places the organism in Eukaryota, Metazoa, Chordata, Actinopteri, Semionotiformes, Lepisosteidae.
CUUCCGGCUUCCCUCCCCCGCCCCCGGCGCUCGCGGGGUUUCUGCGGUACCAGCCGAGCCCUGAAAAAAGCGUGUGGUCCUGUGUAACAAAAUUGACGAUUCUGUUUUUUCAAAGAACAUACUUCCCUAAUGACCUAUUAAAGAAGCAUGUAUGGUUGUUGGAGAGUCUGACUUGGGGGGAUAUAAUACUUCGGCUCUUUUGGCGAUGAAGAGCGCCGGAAGAGAGGAAAGGACGCCCAUCUUGGGAUCGGCUUCGCGUCGUUCAGUGCCCGAGUUCCCUUGGACUGGCUGACGUCCUGGGAGUUCUCCAAAGUAUCACACAGGGUUUUCGGAUCCAUGGGGGCCUGCAGGAAGAGUGCAGGUCCUACAAACAAACGGGCAGAUCUGUCUGUUUCACGGGUGGUUUCAGAAGUUGCGAAUACAAGUGGUCGUGUCAGCCUUGCAGAAAGUUGGAAGUGGCAUCUUGUGCUGCCGGAGAAUGAGUGCACCUCUUCUCAGCUGGCUGCCACCCCCGUAUCAUUCACAUCGGCCCCUGGAAGUGAAGCUGGCAGGGAGGGAUAAGAGCCUGUGCAUUUCUCACCGCUCUGGGUCUUUUGAGUCACUGGGAGCUGAGAAGGACACAUCUCAGACAGCUGGACUUCUAGUUAUAGAAAUGGGUCCCUGUCCAGUGCGUGGAUGACCCAUAUGGCAUUAACAGAGUGGUGGAUUAUGGGAGUGAGGCCUACCCAAACCAUACGGAAUAUAUAGGUGGAUGUCUUUCAGAAGCAAUGAAUGUGCCCAUAACUGACUGUAAGUGUACAAGACCUGUCUUGCACAGCCUGCUAUGAAGAGCUAAAGAAGAGCGUCUCUGGUUCCGAUAGAGGUCGCUGUCGGUAAUUUCUCAUUGUUCUACAGCUGAGUUUGAUUCUUCGGGUCUGCUGCUCUGUUGCUCCAUUCAUUCGGCCUUGGCACGGGAGAAGUGGUCGCUCACAUUGUUAAAACAAAGUCUGCCGUGUUAACCAAAAGCCGGCAGCAUGGACAGAUUAGCGCCGUUUGGAAAUGACCUUUUUGACAAGCCGCCGUGCAGGGGCUGUUCGUCCUACCUGACUGAGCCCUACAUCAAGUGCGCGGAGUGCGGCCCCACAGCCUUCCUGCUGUGCCUUCAGUGUUUCACCAGAGGCUUUGAGUACAAAAAGCACCUGAGUGACCACAAGUAUGAGAUCAUGACGUCAGAUUUCCCUGUGCUGGACCCCAGCUGGACAGCCCUAGAGGAGAUGGCCCUCCUGGAGGCCGUGAUGGACUGUGGCUUUGGGAAUUGGCAGGACGUUGCUAAUCAGAUGCGCACCAAGAGCAAGGAGGAGUGCGAGAGCCACUAUAUGAAGCACUUCAUCAACAACCCCCUCUUCUCCUCCACCCUGCUCAGCCUGCGGCAGAUGGAGGAAGCCCGGACUGCAGACACGGCCAUUCCCUUUAAACCCACAGACGACCCCCCCAGGCCCACGUUCGACUCGCUGCUGUCCAGGGACAUGGCGGGGUACAUGCCCGCCAGAGCAGACUUCGUGGAGGAGUUUGACAACUAUGCGGAAUGGGACUUGAGAGACAUCGAUUUCGUGGAAGAUGACUCGGACAUCCUGCACGCCCUGAAGAUUGCAGUUGUUGAUAUUUACCACUCAAGACUAAAGGAGAGGCAACGCAGGAAAAAGAUAAUCCGCGAUCACGGCUUGAUCAGCCUGCGGAAGUUCCAGAUGCUGGAGCGGCGCUACCCUAAAGAGGUGCAGGACCUGUACGACGCCAUGCGGCGCUUCGCCCGGGUGGUGGGGCCGAUCGAGCACGACAAGUUUAUCGAGAGCCACGCGUUGGAGUUUGAAUUGAGAAGGGAGAUCCGGAAACUUCAGGAGUACCGGCAGGCGGGGAUUACCUCUUUCUGCAGUGCCCGGAUUUAUGAGCGGGUGAAGCAGAUCCGAGAGGAGGAGCGCAGGAAGAGGACCAUGCUGUCCGACGUGCUGCAGUACAUCCAGGACAGUCAUGCCUGCCAGCAGUGGCUACACAAACAGGCUGCUAUCGACGCCGGCCUGAAUCCUGUGGUCUCCUCCAUCGCCACCUCAGUAUCAGGCAGAAGAAGUGCUCCGCCUCUGAACCUGACUGGCCUGCCAGGGACCGACAAGCUGAACGACAAGGAGAAAGAGCUCUGCCAGGUGGUUCGCCUGGUGCCUGGCGCCUACCUGGAGUACAAGGCGGCCCUGAUGAACGAGUGCCGGCGGCAGGGUGGGCUGAGGUUGGCGCAGGCCCGGUCGCUCAUCAAGAUCGACGUCAACAAGACGCGCAAGAUCUACGACUUCCUCAUCAAGGAGGGCUACAUCAACAAAGCCUGACAGCACAGAAAGGACAGGGCACUCCUUUCUCUUUCCUAACGGCAGUGCCAGGAAGCCAGGAGGUCUGAUUCGUCAUGCCUCUCCAGGUCCAGCGGUCUUCCCUCUCCGAGCUUGUUUUCCCGCACCAGGCACAGCACUCUCCACUGUGGCUCCUGAGGGCCCACAGCGGCCAGGCUGGGGUCACACUCUGAAGAAAGGAGCCUGUAGCCAGGCUCUUACUCCACAAGAGGCUUUCCUGGAGAGUGUGAAGCGAUGAGGCUUGGGCAGGCAUCUCGUGUUUGGAAUUAUCCUGCUGGUUUUGGAGAGAAAAGACCCGUUGUUGUGUUUUAUUUCCCCCUUAGUCCAACUUAUGAACUAAUUUCCUCCUCCCCCUGAUCUGCUGUGCAGUGGGGCUGCUGUGGGGGUGCCCUUCUGCAUAUUAAAGAGCUGUGGGAUGAGAAGCACUAUAUGAAUGUAAGAAAGCUUUGUUUUCCCUUGUGCAUAUUUUUUUUUCCAGAUGACGGUUUAAAAUAAUUGUAACUGUUCCAAUGUAAUGUACUGAAACAAGAACAAGGUUCCAGAGGUAACCUUAAUUCAUCGGUUCCAGAUCAGUGGUACACUGCCUUUAGGGAUCUGUACCAGGAGAGAGGGGACGGACUGGGAGAGGAGAGGCUGAUUCCUCAAAACAAAUUAAAUGUGAAUGUAUUUAUUCUUUCAUGUUCACGUCUAAUAAAGUCUUGUUUUGUAUUGCUCGAA